This is a messenger RNA of Diachasma alloeum, 2304 nucleotides long. Its product is annotated as reticulon-4-interacting protein 1 homolog, mitochondrial. Gene Ontology annotation, molecular function: oxidoreductase activity. The transcript is spliced from 8 exons. The record is from RefSeq and is a predicted model, not a curated record. Lineage: Eukaryota; Metazoa; Arthropoda; Insecta; Hymenoptera; Braconidae. Gene Ontology annotation, cellular component: mitochondrion. The coding region runs from base 447 to 1883 and encodes 478 amino acids.
UUGCCAAAAGCCGAAAUCACCAAAUUACAUCACAUGGAACAUGGAGCAUGCAAGCAUCCAAGUGGGCGUGUGACCAAAGUGUAUUUUGUAUUUUACAAACAACAACAAUAAAAACAACGACCGUGACAAUCAUAACUCCUAACCCCUAGUAACCUAUUAUAUAUAGGCAGGCCUGAUCGCAACACGACAGACCUGAUGGCCAAGUGUUGGCGACCUUUUUUAUUUAUAUAAUUGAAUCAUCGAUACGAGUAAUCAGUGUGAUUCAUAAGGCCGUAAAUGUAAAUAAACUCCUGUUGCUUAAUUCAGUGUAAAUAGAAAAUAUUCAUCGGCUAUUUUAGAGCAUUGAGGCAAAUCGUUUAUUUAUAACACAAACAAGACCACAUCUGUCUAAGAUAGCAAUAGAUAUGGUUGAAAAUGACAUUUUAAUACAAUAAAUAAUAAAAACAAUGGAGGAAAUUUUAUUCCGGCUUGGCAGCCAGAUAGAAGCUCUUCAGAUCGAGAGCUCCGCAGCUGCACAACAAGCCUAUCACUGGAUAAUGACCUGGCUGUCCCAAGGUCAACAAUACCUUCAGAAUUUUUUCACUGAUGAGUAUGCCCAACAGAUUAAAAAUUUAGGAUCGUUGAUAAUCCAUUUAUUAAACAGAGCAUUGGAACAAAUACAGUAUCAGAUCCAUUGUGCACAAAUAAACUCUAGGGAUUUAUAUCAUCACAUUGCAAGUCUUUACUCAAAUGAUGUUUCUAGGAGAGACAUUGCAUUCUGCGCAUUGGGUAUAACAAUAGGUAGUGUUGUAGGGUAUAAUAUUGGGCUCAAUUGGCGGCAAAUGGCGAAGCGUAUACAAUAUAUGAGAGCAGUUAUUUGUCAUCAUUACAUAGGAAUUGAGGGAGUUUCAAUAAUUGACGAUGCUGAAGUUCCAACAAUAGAAAAAUCCAACGAGAUUUUAAUUCAAGUGAAAGCAGCAUCAGUGAACCCCGUAGAUGUGAAAAUAUGCUCUGGCUACUCCAAAUCCUAUCGAAGGAUUUUUAAUACUGGGAAAGACCUCCCCAUUGUUCUGGGUCGCGAUUGUUCUGGUGUUGUAAUUGAUAUUGGCCAGAAUGUUGUAAGUUUUGAUGCUGGUGAUGAGGUAUUUUUAGCCACUCCAUCAUGGAGAUCUGGCACCAUGGCUGAAUAUCUCGUUGUAGCUGAGAAUCAAGUGGCGAAAAGACCUAAACGAAUAACAUUUGAAGCAUCCGCUAGUUUGCCUUACGCUGGAUGUAUCGCUUGGGACACUCUAGUUAAUAAAUCAGGAGUUGAAGAAGGAAAUGCCAAAGGCAAAAGAUUUUUAAUUUUUGGUGGCUCUACACCGGUCGGAUGUAUUUUAAUUCAGCUAAUUAAGCUGUGGGGUGGCCAUGUAUCUGCUAUAUGCAGGAUGAAUGCCGCAAAAGUCAUAAGGGCUCUUGGAGCUGACGAUAUUAUUCCACUGGACCAGUCUGAUAUUGAAAAGGAACUUGAGCUUCAUGAUAGAUAUCAUGCAAUUUUCUAUACAUAUGAACAGUCAAUUGAUAUUCGUAUUUUGAAGAAACGAUUACUGCCAUACGGUUCAUUUGUAUCCACCUUACCAGCGUCACUCACUUCAGAUUCACUUGGUCUUGUCUUUGGGAUUCUUUUUGCUGCACAAGUCCGAGUAAAACUUUUGCUCCAAUAUAUUUUUGGAAUUGAUACUUAUCAUUACAAUGACGGGGUGAAAAUCAAAUCAUCAACACUGGAAAUAAUUCGUGAACUAGUUGAUGCUGAUCAACUCCAGAGUGUUGUUGGUGCUGCGUUCCGUCCAAAUCAUGCUGAACAAGCUUUGCAACAUGUUUUAGGAGCAGAUGCAAUUGGUAGCACUAUUAUUAAGUUCCAAUGACACUUGAUACAGUUUGAAAGAAAUAUGAUAAAAGAGUUAUGCAACAAAAGUAUAUUCAACUUACGAGUCAAUGCAUACUUGCCAAAUUCAACUGUCUUUAAAUAAUUAUAAUUAUGAAAUAUAAUUGUUAAAAGAUGCUGAUGAAAGUGAAGAUUUACCAGAAUUUAAACUGAUUAUUUUGUCAUUUUCUUCUCGAAAGAUGAUUUUAAAUUAGUCAUUUGAAUUUGUAUAGGGAGGGAAGAAAUAGUACUUGGUCCUAAUUUAAGACAAUUUUGUGGAUAAUGCCCACAGAAACGUGAUAUUCAAUACUGUGGCGCUAAUAUUAGUUUUUUAAUUGUGAAAUCAUUAUUGUGGAUAAAGCACUGUUUAUAAAUUGUAAAAAUUGUAAAAAUUGUAGAAAUAAAGUGAGUAAAAUGGAAAA